AUGGCUGAGCAAUUCGAAACCUCGCCUCGGGUCUUCCGAGACCCCAUCCACCACUACAUGUCGUUCAGCCCACUCGCGUGCCGGAUGAUUAAUACGAAACACAUGCAACGUCUACGCCACAUCAAGCAGCUCGGCGGCUCGUAUUUUGUCUGGCCCGGCGCCUCGCACAACCGAUUCGAGCACUCCCUCGGCGUAGGCUUUGUCGCCCGACGCAUGGCCGACCGCUUGCGCCUCGCGCAGCCUGAGCUGGGCAUCACACUCGCGCACGUCCGGUGCGUCGAGCUCGCGGGGCUGUGCCAUGACCUCGGGCACGGCCCAUUUUCGCACUUGUGGGACGGGUUGUAUAUGCCGCGUGCGCAGAGGCCAGCGCCAGGCGAGAAGGAGUGGACGCACGAGGAGGCAUCGGAGCUCAUGUUUGAGCAUAUGCUCGCUAUGUAUGGGAUCGACAUGGAGGAGUGGGAGAGGGAGGGGGUUAUGGCGCUUAUCGCGGGAGAUAAGGAACGGUGCGAGCUAGGGAGAAAAAUGCCGUUCCUGUUCGAUAUCGUGUCGAACAAGCGGAAUGGGAUCGAUGUCGACAAAUUCGACUACAUCAUGCGAGACUCGCACGCCAUCGACGAGCCCAUCAACCUCUCCCUCGACAGACUCGUAGACUCAGCACGAGUCAUCGGCGACCAAAUUGCUUACGACGCCGCAGAUGCCUGGCAGCUGCACGAGGUCUGCCGGAGGCGGUUCGACCAGCACCGCAGAAUGUGCAAUCACGAGACUACGCGAGCCGUGGAAUACAUGAUCGUUGACGCACUCCUAGCAGCUGAACCACAUAUGCGGCUUGCAGAGCGUGCGGCAAAUCCUGAGAAAUAUCUGUAUCUAACAGACGAUGUGCUGUGUCAGGUUGAGGCGUCCGAGAGUCCUGAACUCGCACCAGCACGAGAUAUCAUUGAGCGUAUCCACACAAGCGACCUCUACACAUCAGUCAUCGAGCACACCUUUGGCUGGGAGAUGGAAAACCAAGUCAUCCAGGCUAUCACUCCACAAAACAUCUAUGAGGUUCACAAGCCCCAAAGGAACGGCCGAAGCAUUACUCCUGAGGACAUCGUCGUCCAUGUCGCGCUUCUGCACUGCGGCAUGAAAGAGCGCGACCCGCUCGAGCUCGUCAAGUUUUAUAACACGGCGUCUUCCUCUACAACGAACUACCUCCGCCCUGCAGCACAUGCAGAAGUACUGCUGCGUGUAUACGCCCGCCGAACUGGCGUCGUGAAUGAGAUAGCAGCCGCGACUGCUGCGCUCAUCGCAGAGAUCGAGAACCGUCACAACGCGGGCCUCGUCAGCACAUCUAACAACAAUGAUGUUUACAAAGCACCUAACGGCUUGCGGGAGGCGCCUACUGAGGUGUCGGUGCCGUUGCCACCGCUUACACCACCUAUGGAGAUGGAUGAGGAGCUACCGAUGCUUGCCGCUGGGGGACACAAGAUGAAACGGAGAAGCGGUCGCAUCCGCUGGAGCAGUAUCGGUAUUCCUGACGCUUCGGGUGGCAUCACGAAGCUUCCGGGAAGCGGCGGCGGGUUAAGCUAA
Molecule: messenger RNA, 1569 nt
Organism: Coniophora puteana RWD-64-598 SS2
Lineage: Eukaryota; Fungi; Basidiomycota; Agaricomycetes; Boletales; Coniophoraceae
Product: HD-domain PDEase-like protein
Exons: 11
Coding region: 1-1569 (522 amino acids)
Biological process (GO): dGTP catabolic process
Cellular component (GO): nucleus
Molecular function (GO): dGTPase activity
Source: RefSeq, a predicted model, not a curated record